Messenger RNA from Pelmatolapia mariae (spotted tilapia), 1365 nucleotides. RefSeq names its product Allantoinase, mitochondrial. Gene Ontology annotation, cellular component: cytoplasm. The transcript has 11 exons. The record is from RefSeq and is a predicted model, not a curated record. NCBI's taxonomy places the organism in Eukaryota, Metazoa, Chordata, Actinopteri, Cichliformes, Cichlidae. Gene Ontology annotation, molecular function: cobalt ion binding; allantoinase activity; zinc ion binding. Bases 135 to 1343 code for a protein of 402 amino acids. Gene Ontology annotation, biological process: allantoin catabolic process; purine nucleobase catabolic process.
GAGGGGAGGUGAGGCCUGCUCAAGCUGAAUCCUGUCAACCUCCAUCCCUCACACUCACCCCACGCCCACAGACAGCCAAAGCCAGCAGCAGCCUGCAGUGAUGACAGGUGCUGGAUGUGGGUGACAGCGUGGUGAUGCCAGGCAUUGUAGACUGCCACGUUCAUGUGAAUGAACCGGGCCGCACCUCCUGGGAGGGUUUCUGGACCGCCACCAGAGCUGCAGCAGCCGGAGGGGUGACGACGAUUGUGGACAUGCCGCUAAACAGCAUCCCUCCCACCACAACUCUUGGCAAUUUUCAUGAGAAGCUGCGGGAGGCAACAGGGAAGUGUUUUGUGGAUGUAGCCUUCUGGGGAGGCGUGGUCCCCGGCAAUCAGCUCCAUCUACGUCCAAUGAUCCAGGCUGGAGUGGCUGGCUUCAAGUGUUUUCUCAUCCAUAGCGGGGUGGAUGAGUUCCCCCAUGUAAAUGACAGCGAUCUACAUACAGCCAUGAAGCAGCUGCAAGGCACAGGAAGCGUCCUGCUGUUUCAUGCAGAGAGGGACGUUUGGGAAGGAAAAGGGGAGACUGGUGACCCUUGCCAGUACUCCACCUUCUUGUGGUCCAGGCCAGACGUCAUGGAAACCGAAGCUAUUCGUGUUGUCACGAAGCUUUGCCUGCAGUACCAGGUACGCUGCCACAUAGUCCACUUGUCUUCUGCAAAGCCACUGAAACUGAUUGAGGAAGCACGGCAGGCUGGAGCUCCUCUGACUGUGGAGACCACCCACCACUAUCUCAGCCUGUGUGCAGAAGACAUACCUGCAGGGGCCACGCAAUUUAAGUGCUGCCCGCCCAUCAGAGGAUCUGUUAACCGAGAGCAGCUGUGGUCUGCGCUGAAAGCUGGACAGAUCGACAUGGUGGUCUCAGACCACUCCCCCUGCACCACCGAUUUGAAGAAACUGGACAGUGGAGACUUCACACAGGCUUGGGGAGGGAUUUCUUCUUUACAGUUUGGCUUGUCUCUGUUCUGGAGUUCAGCCAGUAAAAGAGGUUUUCAGCUCCCUGAUGUUGUGAGGCUCCUGAGCCAAAAAACAGCUCAGCUGUGUUGCCUCGACAGCCGGAAGGGCUGCCUUGCCCCCAGUUAUGAUGCCGACUUGGUCGUAUGGGACCCAGAGAGAGAGUUUGAGAUUCAAGAAGAAAACAUACAUCAUAAAAACAAGCUGACUCCUUACCUUGGCCUCAAACUGCAAGGGGCCGUGCGUGCCACCAUCCUGAGGGGACGGCUGGUGUACGAAGAUGGCAGCUUCUGCGCCGAACCUCUGGGGAAGCAUCUCCUCAUCCCUCAGAAGACAAAUCAGGCCCAACUGUGAAGCACAAUGACAAGCUGUCAUA